This is a messenger RNA of Grosmannia clavigera kw1407, 1473 nucleotides long. RefSeq lists its product as uncharacterized. The coding region runs from base 1 to 1473 and encodes 490 amino acids. The transcript has a single exon. The record is from RefSeq and is a predicted model, not a curated record. Lineage: Eukaryota; Fungi; Ascomycota; Sordariomycetes; Ophiostomatales; Ophiostomataceae.
AUGGCUUUCCCCGUCGCCAUUCAGUCGGCCCUGUUCUAUGUCUUGGCCUGCACACCAUGCCUUUCGGCCCGCAGCCGCUACCGGACGCGAAAGCAGUCUCGCCGGGAACGCAAAGAGCGAGCACGCCUGGACGAUGAAGAGCCAGAUCUCUACCGCCAUCCCAGCCCCUUUAACGUGAAUCCCUACUGGCAGGAAGAGAUUAUGAUGGGACCCAGUCUGCCAAAGAAGGGACGGGCUGGUGGCACUAGCAAGAAUACCAGUCAACGGAAACUUACGAGUGCCGGCAAGGAUAGCAGCCUAGUUACACGCAGCAGUCUUGCUAGUAGCAACACGGGCACGCCAAUCGACUUCAGCUGCCCGAUAACCGACAUGGGUGGCGGACCCGGAAGCUGGCCGGGUGGAGCUUCCGCCUCUACGCAAGGCAACGGGAGCGCCAACAGCAACUGUCCGCCGCCUUCGAGCCCGACUCUGGUGCCGGACGAUACGCACAGUAUAAACAUGGUGGAGGCGUCGGCCACAAACACGACGUCGGACGAAGGGUGGAACCACAAGCGGUACCAGCGGGAGGACGAAGAGCUCUGGGGCAGCGAGCUGUCUACAAAGAACAAACUGAUGGAUGCGAUCGCCAAGGCCGGCUCGUCGGCUGGCCGUCUAAUCGAGAGCAAGCUCGGCAAGGAACGGCCGAUCACGGACGAGGACCGCGCCAACUUCUACGCGCCCCCAGUGAAUAACCCUCCCGUCAACGAGUACCACCCGCCCGUGGUCUCUAGCAAGCCGGCACACAAGGACGGGCUGCACUGGAUGCUGCAGCCGCCGCCGCCAGCCAAGGUGAUGGAAGGCAAGGUCCCGGUCAGCCGGAGCGGCAGUGUUGCGAGCUCGACAAUGACGAAGGGACGGAGGUCGAACGCGGCCGGCUCAGAGGUGUCUCUCCCGCGCAAGAUGGCCAUGGAGGCUCGGCGGCGCAGAGCCGAGUCCAACACUAGCGCUACCGGCAGCUACACGAGGGCUGCGACGCCAUCGGCCGAUGAUGCGGGAGACAUGGCGGCCGGCAGUCGCACACCCAACCGGACAGCAGCCCGAAACCCGUCGGGGCUCCGGCCAAAGAACCAGCACCGAAGCAACAAGCAGGGCCGGACGCGCAGCCAAAGUGGAAGCGGAAGCUUGGCAUCGUCGAUCGAAGCAGCCGAAUGGUCGUCGGACGACGGCGACAACAAGCCGAAGACGAAGACGGCACCAACUACGGGACCUGUGGUGAGGGCACCGGAGCCGGCGCUGUCGCCGGACCAUGCGUCGACGAUGCGGCCGAAGCUGUCGACAAUUGUGAGCUCUGACGCAGGCAGCACGAUCAGCGCAGAGGGACAGGGGACAGUGACAGCAGUGGUGGAAGCCGGUGGCAACAAAGAUGGCGCCAAGGGCGAGCACCCGCGGUCGGCCAGCUCAUCGCUGGACAGCGGGCUAGCAUUGGCAGCCUAG